Messenger RNA from Nerophis lumbriciformis (worm pipefish), 1002 nucleotides. The record is from RefSeq and is a predicted model, not a curated record. NCBI's taxonomy places the organism in Eukaryota, Metazoa, Chordata, Actinopteri, Syngnathiformes, Syngnathidae.
AUGAAGAGGUUUCAUAUCAAUUUGGAUGAUUCUGCCUUUACAAAAGAGAGAGCACCACCAAAGCAGCUCUUUCAGCCAUCAACAGCUGGGGGACAAAGCAACACCAAAGCAAGUGAAUCUCCAGCAAAGGAGGACCAGCCUUUGUCAUAUGCGCAAUACAUUAUAGCGACUAAAGCUCAAAGUUCUCUUCAACGAGAUGGCACCUCUGAAAUGCUCCUCUCCGAAAAUUGUGGUGCGCCCAUCAUUGCCAGUGUGAAGCAAAGCGAGCCUGUAGAAGGAACGAGUAAAAGUGACGAGUUGACUGAAACAGAGGAGACUCGGGGGUCCGAUAUGGGUCAGAAAGAUUUAAACUGUCCAAGCCUUGGUCCGAAACCGGCAGGGUCUGGGAGCAGCAUUGUUGUCAGUCCAAGACAGAGGGGAAAUCCUAUCCUAAAGUUUGUGAGGAGCGUCCCAUGGGAGUUUGGAGAAGUUGUGCCUGACUAUGUCCUGGGCAAAACAACUUGUGCGCUCUUUCUCAGUCUGAGGUACCACAACCUGAAUCCAAACUAUAUUCAUGAUCGGCUACAGCAGCUUGGACAUAGCUUCACCCUUCGAGUUUUACUAGUUCAAGUGGAUGUGAAAGACCCCCAUCAUGCCUUGAAGGAGCUGGCUCGCAUCUGCAUCAUGGCUGACUGCACUCUUAUUUUGGCAUGGAGUCCAGAGGAGGCAGGACGUUACCUGGAAACAUACAAGUCAUACGAGAAGAAACCAGCAGAUCUUCUGAAGGAGCAAGUUGAAAAAAACUAUUUGUCAAAGGUGACAGACUGCCUGACCACUGUGAAGUCCAUAAACAAGACAGAUGCCAUGACAUUGCUGUCAACAUUUUCUUCUUUGGAAGGAAUCAUCAGCGCGUCUAAAGAAGACCUGGUUCUCUGUCCAGGUCUUGGUCCACAAAAGGCAAGACGUCUUUAUGAUGUGCUUCAUAAACCUUUCCUGAAAUCCAAGACAAAAUGUGACAGUUGA